AUGUCAUCGGACCCGAUUUCAUCGUCACAAAUAGACAAUAAUUCGUCUAAUAAUGAUAACCAAAAUAUUGCCGAUGUUCUCUUGUACGCCGAAUCGAAAAUAACACGAAAACAAGCUGUACGUGAAAUAGCUGAUGUUGUCUUGCGUGCUAAUAUGAGACCACGAACAGUUAAACGUGCAUUGCAAUUACUUAAAGCACUCCUACCAUCGGAAAAUACGUUGCCAGCCACGGUUGACGAACUUUUCGGGGCUAUGCUAUCAUCGGAAAAUGACUGGCGAUUAGCACAAUAUUUAAUCAGACAUAAACAACGACCAUCCUUUUUAUCAUCAUCAUCUUCGAAUAUGUGGAGUGAAAAUUCGAAUUCAGCCAAUUCACUUAUCGCUGCUAGUUCAUCAUCUAUGCCACAAAAUCCAGAGCUACAUACACCAGCACAGUCAUCCUCCUUAUUUUUACCUGUCAGUAGUAGUAGUAGUAGUAGUAGCAGCAGCAGCAGCAGCAGCAGCAACAACAGCAGCAGUGAUUCUUCUUCUUCAUCAUCAUCCUCCUCUUCUUCAUCAGCAUCAUCCACAGCAAGUUCGGAUGAUGACGACGACGAAGACGAACGAAAUAUUCUUCUUGCAAUACAAGGCGCUCAACAACAAGAACAAGAACAACAUCUCAUAAAUUCAUCAUCACCAACGACUGCAACUGCAGGAAAUAAUCUGAAUAAUAUAGUAUCAACUAAUAAUAAUAAUAACAAUAAUAAUGAAUCAUCUGAUCAACGAUCUCAAAUAGUAUCUAGUUCAAUUAAUCGAUUUCCUCUACUGGGUGCAUUCAAGCGUCAACUAAGCGAUACAUCAUCGGAAGACUCAGAUAGUGAACCUGAUGUAUUCUAUUCAACGAGAAUAUCAGAUGAUGAUGACGACGACGACGACGAUGACGACAAAGAUGACGAUAGUGACAAAGAAACAACAUUUUAUCCUAUUUCCAAUAACAAUAAUAAUAUUAAUAAUAAAUCAUGCUGUUUUGAAAUGAAUGGAUGCGAUCUACUCGAUGGUGGUAAACGACGUCGACAUUAG
Molecule: messenger RNA, 1059 nt
Organism: Rotaria socialis
Lineage: Eukaryota; Metazoa; Rotifera; Eurotatoria; Philodinida; Philodinidae
Source: the annotation of a GenBank genome assembly